Messenger RNA from Nyctereutes procyonoides (raccoon dog), 4119 nucleotides. RefSeq names its product bradykinin receptor B2 (gene BDKRB2). Gene Ontology annotation, cellular component: membrane. The transcript has 3 exons. Lineage: Eukaryota; Metazoa; Chordata; Mammalia; Carnivora; Canidae. The record is from RefSeq and is a predicted model, not a curated record. Bases 358 to 1536 code for a protein of 392 amino acids. Gene Ontology annotation, molecular function: bradykinin receptor activity. Gene Ontology annotation, biological process: smooth muscle contraction; immune response; G protein-coupled receptor signaling pathway.
CCCGGGCUCCGCGGGCGGGCGUAGGUUCUGGAAACCAACCGUAGCAGGGCUGGCUGGGCCGCUGGGCAGGAGCGCUGGGCUGGGCUGGAGGUGGAGGGAGGAAGUGCCCAGGAGGGCGGUGACAUCACCACCCAGCCCUUGAAAGAUGAGCUGUUCCCUCCACCACUUCAGCUCGGCUCUGGCGGCUCCUAGGAGGACUGAGGACAUCAGGCAGUCCUGCAGGACCGAGGGAGCUCUCGAGGCGCCCACGUGGCUUGCCCUGGGCAAGAGGGGUCCCAGGAGGACAGGAGGUCCCAGGACAAAGAGAGAGCCAGCAGUCAGCCCAGGAGCCUCACUUACAUCCCACCCUGAGUCCAAAUGUUCUCUGCCUGGAAGAGACCCAUGUUCCUGUCUUUUCAUGAGGACCCUGUGCCCACUACAGCCUCUCUCAGCACUGAAAUGUUCAACAGCACCUCGCAAGACCUCAUGCCCACUCUCAAUGGGACCCUGCCCAGUCCCUGCGUCUACUCCGAGUGGUGGAACUGGCUUAACACCAUCCAGGCCCCUUUCCUCUGGGUCCUGUUCAUACUGGCGGCCCUCGAGAACCUCUUCGUCCUCAGCAUCUUCUGCCUCCACAAGAGUAGCUGCACGGUGGCUGAGAUCUACCUGGGCAACCUGGCCCUGGCAGACCUGAUCCUGGCCUCCGGGCUGCCCUUCUGGGCCAUCACCAUCGCCAACAACUUCGACUGGCUCUUCGGGGAGGUGCUGUGCCGCGUGGUGAACACCAUGCUCUACAUGAACCUCUACAGCAGCAUCUGCUUCCUGAUGCUGGUGAGCAUCGACCGCUACCUGGCCCUGGUGAAAACCAUGUCCAUGGGCCGGAUGCGCGGGGUACGCUGGGCCAAGCUCUACAGCCUGGUGAUCUGGGGGUGCACGCUGCUCCUGAGCUCGCCCAUGCUGGCCUUCCGGACCAUGAAGGAGUACAGAGACGAGGGCUACAACGUCACCGCCUGCGUCAUCAUCUACCCAUCCCGCACCUGGGAAGUGUUCACCAACGUCCUCCUGAACUUCGUGGGCUUCCUGCUGCCCCUGACCGUCAUCACCUUCUGCACGGUGCAGAUUAUGCAGGUGCUGCGGAACAACGAGAUGCAGAAGUUCAAGGAGAUCCAGACGGAGAGGAAGGCCACGAUUCUGGUCCUGGCCGUGCUGCUGCUCUUCGUCAUCUGCUGGCUGCCCUUCCAGAUCAGCACCUUCCUGGACACGCUGCUGCGCCUCAACAUCCUGUCGGGCUGCCAGCAUGAGCACCUGGUGGACGUCUUCACGCAGAUCGCCUCCUAUGUGGCCUACAGCAACAGCUGCCUCAACCCACUGGUGUACGUGAUCGUGGGCAAGCGCUUCCGCAAGAAGUCCCGGGAGGUGUUCCGGGGACUGUGCCAGAAAGGGGGCUGCGUCCUGGAGUCCAACAAGAUGGACAACUCCAUGGGCACCCUGCGGACCUCCGUCUCGGUGGAGCGCCAGAUUCACAAACUGCCCGAGUGGGCGGAGAACAGCCAGUGAGGGGCCGCGGCCGCCAGGACCACGGUUCGUGUGUGCAAGGACCAAGGGACAGCAGAGCUUCAGGAUAUGCCUGACGAGGAAUGGCAGGCAGGCCACGUGUGUGGCCUCGGCCAGUAAGUCGAUGUCUCUGGUAAAACCCAGGAGCUUGGCUCCUGUCCCGCGCAAGCUGCAGGGGGGCCAGGCCGGGAGGGUGGGGUGGCCUCACACCCAGCCAAGGGGCCCCAUAAACACGACAGUAUUAUUGUCCUCAUUUGCCACCGCCUCUGGGCCAGUCUGCAUCUUUCCAGGAGUGGAAGGGGCCUGGGGACAGGGACAGGAGUGACUGAGCUUCCCUCUCACGUGCUGUCCCACCCUGCCCCAGCGGGUCAGCUCCCACCUCCAGGAGAAGCGCCACCCCCGACUUCGGGGCUGCGGCUGAGUAAACAGACCAGGCCUGGCUGGCGUUUGGCCUCAGGUCUCUUCGAUCUCCUCAGCUGGGACUGUGGAGGAUGGUUUCUCAGAUUACUGAAGGUUUAACUCUGAGGGAUCCCUGGUAAGAACCCAGAGGCCAGGAUUCCAUCACUUCCCCCGCCCGUGGACCAGACAGCGUGUGCCAAGGAACCUGGUAAGCACCUACCUGGCACCUGCUGCUCAUGCAGCAUCGAGCACCACAGGCAUGAGGGAAGGAAAACAGAAUAUAAUCCCUGUCUUGAAGGAACCUGCAAACUCCAACGGGGAUGAUGGGGCACUUACAACCACCGGAAGGCUGUUCUGUGACCGACUCGGUCAAGCAAGGCACUGCGGGCGGUGCAGAGGAGAGGGGAGAGGAGCCUGAUGCCCGCAGCCCAUAACUAGUGGCGCAUUGCUUUGUCCCCACCUGUUUCAUCCUCUGUACCUCCAGGGUGUUGUGAGGAUUGAGAGAGGUAAUAACAGACAAAGCAGUCCUUUGAAGGAAGGAGAGGUGCUCCAUGAAUGUGUGGCUUUAUCACACAGAACGGAAGUAAACUGUAAAGCCACAGCUUUGUAGCUAAUGGUUGUGUAAAGCACCCAUCCGUGUCUGCCAUAUAAUAGGUGCUCAAUAACUGCCUCCCCCCUUCCCUUCCCGUACUGUCUCCCCUCGCCCCGCCCCGCCCCCACAUACACACACAAGCAAUUUGGGGGCAGGCCACCCCUUCAGUGUUUGCUUUGCGAUGACCCGGAGAGACUUCUGAUUGAACUUAUCCAGGGAUCACCUGCUCAGACCCUCACUGGGGGGUGGAAGGGAAUCAGAAGGAGGCCAGCCUGCGCACCAUUGUUCCUAUGUCAGCAGUCAAGGGCACCAACCAAUGGUUUAUUUGAAGGUGGCUCAGUGGGGGCCACUCGAGGGCAGCAGGCCGAUGAUUUGGCCCCAAGGUCACUGACCCCAAAGCACUGGGCCUGGGGACCAAGCUCCCCUAGCACUGGGCCUGGGGACCUAGCACCCCAUGGGUGUCGGCGGCAGCCCUGGCUCAGGAAGGCAGCCUGGGUGCAGGCAGGUGUGGCAGUGAGGAAGCUCUGGGGAGGGCCCCACACCCUGAACAACAGAACUGACAGGUACAAAGCUGAACAAAGGGAGAAUGCUGUCCCCAGGGGGCCAGCAGCCAGCACUGCGGGGGGGCGGGGCUUUACCUGCGGUGGGCAGAGCGGCUGCCAGGUGUCAGGCCGCAGGAAGGGACCCUCAUCCUGGCCCAGAGCUCUAAGAGACAGCCCUAUGCCCGACCCCCAGUUCCUCCAGGGAGGAUUCAUUUCUGUUUUCCUACCUGUUUCACAAUCAGUCUCCUGGGCCAGCCCCAAGCCCCAAGCCCCAAGGGGAGAAUGGAGAAGGCACCAGCCAGGCUCCGACAUCAGGUGGUGUAGAGGCAAGGCAGGGAGCUCAGUAGCAGAGGAGUUCAGCAGCUCCCAGGCUGGUAAGGUAGGCAGCACCCAGCUGCUCAUUCGUUCAAUAAAAAAGUAAAAUAAACAAAAAAGUUAUUUCUUAGCAGAGUGUCUCUGGAGAAGACGGAAACCCAAAGGACCGGGAAAUUUGGGAUGGCAAACAGCCUAGAAAUCCUCAUCAAGCCAGCUCUAGGUUUUAAAACAAAAAGGAUUCCCAGCUUUUGUAAACCCCCCCCACCCUCACCCCACCACACACCCCUCUAGGUCCCAGUAAACAUCCACACUUGUAGCUGGAGAAAGAAAACAGUUGAGUACGAAGUAGCAAUGGUUUAGUACUUGAAGUUACCCGAAGUUACUCGUGCCCAUACUGCCAGGGUGGAAUAAAAAGGAGGCUGCGCUUUGCAUCUUUGCAAAUGUGUGGCGCUCAUCCAUCAGCUGGUGUGUGGCCGCGUGUAAAGGCCUUCCCAGAGCAGAGCUGCCUCACAGCUCUGGGCACCUAGUGGUCCCUUAGGGGUCCUCUCGGGGUCUGCAGGAGGGCAGCCGCCCUGUGGGUUGUGUUGACACUGUGAUAAAGAACAUCUGUCCUGUGAAAAAACUCGAAGAGCCGUUACAUUGUAAAGAGGGAGCAUUUCGCAAACAGUGAGAAAUGGGUGAAAUGUGGAAACGUGUCUUUGCCAUACAGCUUAAUAAAUGGAUGAGGAGUUUUUUGCA